UGUUGAUGAUAGCUCCUUUAUAGGAGUUUCAUUAUUCCAUAAGAUACAAUAUUUCUGUGCCGUUCAAUUUUCGCCUAGGAAAAUGUCUUCAUAAUCUCAUAAAAAAACUUCAGGAUCGACCAUAAGGUGAAAAUACAAAAAGUGGUGAAACUAUGGUUCAAGUUUCAGAACCGAUACCAGGGUCUGGAUUCGGUUAUCGACAUAUUCAGUAUGUCCUUUUAUUCUGUUGUUCUGUCGUAGCCUAUGGAAGUAGGACAAUUUUGAAUGUGGCUAUAGUAGAAAUGAUUCCAGAGGAUUCAGUAGUCAAGGAUUAUCCAACGUAUCCAGAAUGGAAGGAUCAUAAAAACACGGUACUCUCCUCAUUCUUCUGGGGCUACAUUUGCCUUCAAGUGGGUGCAGGACAAUUAGCGAAAAAUUAUGGGCCGAAAUUAUUUUUGGGCGGCGCCAUAUUCAUUGGAUCGCUCUUCUCUAUCCUCAUUCCUGUAUUCGGAAAACAGUUUGGAUACAUUGGGGUGAUAGUUUGCAGGAUUAUCCAAGGAAUGACUCAAGGUUUCAUGUUACCGUCCACUCAUAACCUGCUGAGCUCCUGGGCCCCACUUUCAGAAAGAGCCAAAUGGGGGGGAAUAGUAUAUAAUGGUAUGGCUUUGGGUAAUGUUAUUGCUAUGCCAUUAACAGGUGCAAUUUGCUCCACAAAUGCAGGUUGGCCUGUCGUUUUUUACCUAUACGGAAGUCUAGGAAUGAUUUGGUGUACAUUAUGGUUCAUUUUUGCAGCAGAUAAACCGGCGAAACAUAAAAAUAUAUCAAAGGAAGAAAGAGAAUUUAUUGAAAACAAUUUGGAUAGUAAAGACGAUUAUUCGAAAAUUCCAACUCCUUGGAAGUCGAUUUUCACUUCGGUUCCAUUUAUCACUUUGAUAAUAACUCAUUGUGCCCAGAAUUGGGGAUUCUGGACACUACUUACGGAAAUUCCAAGCUUCCUGAAAAAUAUCAUGGGACUAAAUAUUGCAACGAACAGUUCUCUAUCAGCCUUGCCCUAUUUGAUGAUGUUUCUUUUGGGAUUUGUCAUGAGCCCCAUUGCUGAUAUGUUGAUCAGAAAGAAUAUAGUCAGCGUCACCACAAGCAGAAAAAUUUUCAACACUAUUGGUUUUGCAGUUCCAGCCUUAGCGUUGAUAUCUCUAAUAUUUGUUGAGGCUGGAAACAAAGUGGCGACAAUAGUCAUUCUGGUAAUUGCAGUGGGAUUCAACGCCGGUCAAUUGAGUGGAUUCAAUCUGAAUCAUAUUGACCUGUCUCCAGUCCAUUCAGGAACAUUGAUGGCUAUCACUAACAGUACAGGUGCUAUAGCAUCGAUUCUUGCUCCACUGGCAGUGGAUCUUUUCAGGAAAAUUAGUGGAUACGAAGAGACUGAUAAGCAACUUUGGAACAUCGUUUUUGGUACCGCAGGAGGGGUUUUUCUUUUUGGGGCCGUGAUUUUUGACUUAUUUGCAACAGCUAACCUUCAAAAAUGGAACGCUUCGAGUAGAAAAAGUGCUGAAGAGAACAUUCCGGAUAAAGUUCGACUGGAAAUACUGAGGAAAAUUUCCACAACUCUAUCCUACACCUAAUAUUAAUUUAUUUUGUUUAAAUAUCAAGAAUAAAAUAUAAAUUGAUUUUCUA
Molecule: messenger RNA, 1650 nt
Organism: Leptinotarsa decemlineata (Colorado potato beetle)
Lineage: Eukaryota; Metazoa; Arthropoda; Insecta; Coleoptera; Chrysomelidae
Product: putative inorganic phosphate cotransporter
Biological process (GO): monoatomic anion transport; transmembrane transport
Cellular component (GO): membrane
Molecular function (GO): transmembrane transporter activity
Source: RefSeq, a predicted model, not a curated record